CAGACUAGUUUGAGUGACGCGCUUGCUCUCAGCCCUGCCUGUUGCAGCCCAGGCUGUGUGUGCAGGAGCGGCUGCCACCCUUGUUCCCCUACUCUCUCUCUCUCGCUCCCCAUGCCUUGAUGACACCCAACUAGGGGAAGCCCACUCUCCCCCACGCCCUCCUCCCCUCCAAGCACACCUCCUCUCCUCCCCUGUGAUGUUUUUUUUUUACCCACACUGGAGAUCUUGUGUGACACAUAUAUCUAUUUUUUGUUGUUUUCCCCCCUCCCAAACUUCCGAUCUGCAGCCCGCCUCUCCUUCUCCUGGGGUUUCUGGUGUCGUUGCAUGAAAUCGUCAAGAAGUGGAUCAGCUCGGAGGAUCUCUGGGGCCAGAAUAACUCUUCCUGCCCCCUCCCCAAAAAAGCAGCGCCCGAGAUCCGCUCAGCCAGCAGCAGCAGUAGCAGCAUGCCGAGGCGGAAGCAGCAGGCGCCUAGAAGGGCAGCAGCCUAUGUCUCAGAUGAACUGAAAGCAGCGGCACUUGUUGACGAAGAUGUGGAAGGUGAAGAUGAGGUGGAAGCUGAAGAUGGGGAGCCUUCAGCAAAAUACACAUGUCCUGAAACAGAAUUCACAAAAAGCUCUCCAAGUUACCAGCACUCUCCAGUUGCUGAAUUUUCCAGCCAUGAAAUGGACAGUGAUUCCCAUGUGAGUGAAACUAGUGACCGCAUGGCUGACUUCGAAAAUAGCUCCUUGAAAAAUGAGGAGGAAAGCAAAGAAACUUUGGCACCUCUUGAAGAUUCCAAUGUAUCAGACAGUUUAGAACAGAUGAAAGCCGUUUACAAUAACUUUCUUUCCAACUCCUAUUGGUCAAGCCUCAGUUUAAACCUCCACCAAUCUACUUCAGAAAAGAACAAUGCUAGCAGUAGUAGUAGCAGCAGCAGUAGUAGCAGCUGUGGGAGUGGAAGCUUUGACUGGCAUCAGUCUGCAAUGGCCAAAACCCUACAACAAGUUUCUCAGAGCAGGGUUCUUCCUGAGCCAAGCCUUUUCAGUACUGUCCAAUUGUACAGACAAAGCAGUAAAUUAUAUGGUUCUAUUUUUACUGGUGCCAGUAAAUUUCGUUGUAAGGACUGUAGUGCUGCUUAUGAUACUUUGGUUGAAUUAACGGUUCACAUGAAUGAAACAGGACAUUACAGAGACGAUAACCAUGAAAUUGAUAACAAUAACCCUAAGCGAUGGUCUAAGCCACGGAAGCGUUCUUUACUUGAAAUGGAAGGAAAGGAAGAUGCCCAAAAAGUACUAAAGUGCAUGUACUGUGGUCAUUCAUUUGAAUCACUUCAGGACCUAAGUGUUCACAUGAUUAAAACAAAACACUACCAAAAAGUGCCUCUCAAAGAACCUGUUACAGCUGUAACAGCAAAAAUUAUCCCCACUUCUAGAAAAAAACUCCCUUUAGAACUCGAACUUCCAAGUUCUCCAGAUUCAACAGGGGGGACACCAAAAGCAACAAUUUCAGACACAAAUGAUGCCCUGCAGAAGAAUUCAAACCCAUAUAUUACACCAAAUAAUCGCUAUGGUCACCAGAAUGGUGCCAGCUAUGCCUGGCACUUUGAAGCUAGAAAAUCUCAGAUAUUGAAGUGUAUGGAAUGUGGAAGUUCCCAUGACACCUUGCAGGAGCUCACUGCACACAUGAUGGUUACAGGACAUUUUAUAAAAGUAACAAAUUCAGCACUGAAGAAAGGCAAACCUGUCAUAGAAGGACCAGUGACACCAACAUCUUUGCUAGAUGAGAAGGUACAGUCUGUACCAUUAGCUGCCACAACCUUUACUCCUCCAGCCAAUAACAACAUGUGUAUCUCACCAAAAUUAAAUGUUGAUAUAAAGAAAGAGGUUGAUAAAGACAAAGGAAUCCCAGAUGAUAAAAUUAAAGACAAAGAGAAAUUAAAUGAAGAAGAGGAAAAGUUUGACGUCUCCUCCAAAUAUCAUUAUUUGACUGAAAAUGAUUUAGAUGAAAGUCCAAAAGGUGGUCUGGAUAUUCUCAAAUCCUUAGAGAAUACAGUGACAUCUGCUAUAAAUAAAGCUCAAAAUGGCACUCCAAGCUGGGGAGGCUACCCUAGCAUCCAUGCUGCUUACCAGCUUCCUAACAUGAUGAAGUUGUCUUUGGGUUCCUCAGGGAAAAAUACACAAUUGAAACCUAUGUAUGGGAACAAUGAAGUUAUGUCACCAACAAAAAAUCAAUCAAUGGUGUCUCCACCAAGCAGUCAGACCUCCCCUGUGCCAAAAACAAAUUUUCAUGCUAUGGAAGAGUUAGUCAAGAAAGUUACAGAGAAGGUAGCCAAGGUGGAAGAAAAACUGAAAGAACCAGAAGGCAAAUGCUCACCAAUUAAACGAGCAACACCAUCACCCAGUGGCAGUGAAGUGAGUGAGUCACUUAAACCUGAUGUUAAUUGUGAAGUUGUGUUUAAAAGCCAGCAGAACAGCCCAGUUCCUCAAAGAGAAAAUGGAAAGGAAAGCCCAGUGUUAGAACCUGUGGAAAAUGGUAAAGAACAUGUAAAGUCACUUAUAGGCAGCUUAAGUAGUAGUACUGCAAUAAUAACAGAUCAUCCUCCAGAACAACCCUUUGUCAAUCCUUUAAGUGCACUGCAGUCUGUUAUGAAUAUCCACCUUGGAAAGGCAGCUAAACCAUCGCUACCUGCACUGGAUCCUAUGAGUAUGCUCUUUAAAAUGAGUAACAGUUUGGCAGAAAAGGCUGCAGUGGCAACCCCACCUAUACAAGCCAAGAAAACAGACCAUUUAGACCGGUAUUUUUAUCAUAUCAACAAUGACCAGCCCAUAGAUUUGACAAAAGGGAAGAGUGACAAAAACUGCUCUUUGGCAUCAGCACUUAUGUCAUCAACAACAGUGUCUUCUGCAUCUUCAUCAUCUACAGUGACAACAUCAAAGACAUCUGCAGUUGUGUCAUUUAUGUCAAACUCACCUCUUCGAGAGAAUGCCUUGUCAGAUAUUUCUGAUAUGCUGAAGAAUCUGACAGAAAGCCACACAUCAAAAUCCUCUACACCUACCAGUAUAUCUGAAAAAUCUGACAUUGACGGCAUCACACUAGAGGAACCAGAGGAAAACACACCAGCUCAGAAGAGAAAGGGUCGUCAAUCUAACUGGAACCCACAACACUUGUUAAUACUUCAGGCACAGUUUGCAGCAAGCCUGCGACAGACCUCAGAAGGAAAAUAUGUAAUGUCAGACUUGAGUCCUCAAGAAAGAAUGCACAUUUCAAGGUUUACAGGACUCUCCAUGACCACAAUUAGCCACUGGCUAGCCAAUGUGAAAUACCAGCUAAGAAGGACAGGUGGGACAAAAUUCCUUAAAAACUUAGACACUGGACAUCCAGUAUUUUUUUGUAAUGACUGUGCCUCUCAGAUAAGGACUCCUUCUACAUACAUCAGUCAUCUUGAAUCACAUCUAGGUUUCAGGAUAAGGGAUUUGUCCAAAUUAUCCAGUGAACAAAUAAACAAUCAAAUAGCACAAACAAAAUCCCCAUCAGAAAAACUGGUGUCUUCUCCGGAUGAGGAGAAUGGAACUUCCUAUCAGUGCAAACUUUGCAAUCGGACAUUUGCAAGCAAGCAUGCUGUUAAACUCCAUCUAAGUAAGACACAUGGGAAAUCGCCGGAGGAUCACCUUCUGUACGUCACUGAACUAGAAAAGCAGUAGUGUUUGCUUUUUUUUAUGAAAAAUGACUGUAGUUUGCUUUGAGGAAAAACUGUCAAAGAAGCCUUAAAGCAACCAUAUAUUUCUUGGCACAUGUUCCUAUUUUAUCUGCGGAGAAUUACUCUGGGUUCUGAACUGUUUUGUAAAACUGUACAUUGUUUAAUAGAGGUGCAAACUCAGCUUUGUUACUGUUAAAAUAUGAAGGUUAAAAUACAGUGGUAAGUGUUUGGAAAUUGUGUAAAUUAAAUUAGCUGCGUGCAUCCACUGGUGCACCAAACUGCAUGUAUUAACAGACAGUUUAAAUAAGCAUUUAUAACAAAAUCUGGUACACUAUUUUUCAUUUUGAUUUAAGUGUGCUAGGAUUUUUCAGCCUUUAAAUCUUUAGCCCUCUGAGUACUUUGGAACACUUUUUUUCUGUUCAUUUAGUAAAACUUUGUUUUUUUAAAAAAAAAAUAUGAAAAUUUCAGUCCAUAAUACAAAACUCUGCUCACAAUACUGUGCAAGGUUUUAUUCAAGUUUUAAAAAAAUUGGUGUAAAUAAAUGUACAGACUUGCAUUAUGAAAAUUGUGGUUGAUGUUGAUGACAUUUUUUUCUCUUCUGCAUUUUUACUUGUAUUUUAAGGAACUGAUGCAGUAUAGUAUGCCCUUUACAUAAGCUGUGCCUAUGUAUAUUAUAUGUUUUUUCUAACCUCUUCAGUGCCAUUGAACAGGUUAAAUCUCUUUUUUUCUACACCCGAGCAUUGUAAAUUAUUUAAUAGCUACAAACAAACAAAAAAUGGCUUUAUAAAAUAUUCAAAAACUAUUAUUCUAAAACAAAAAAGUAUAAUUGUUUUACAAUACAUCUAUAUAGUUAGAAAUUCAUGUUUAAAUUAUACAUAUUUAUUAGUGGUGUAAUAUCAUUUUCUUUCAAACAACAAGUCUUGAAAAGCCACAGGGGCAAUGUGCCUACAGUUUUGCACAACUUGACUUUAAAAAAGUAUAUUUAUUCGGGUAAAAAAAAAAAAAAAAUGGAGGUAAGAACAUUAUUCAAAUCUCAGUGCUCAAAGGGUUAAAAACUAUUUGGAGAAAACUUGUACUGUAUUUCCCAAGCAUUGCUAAGCCUUCAAAAGGAAUGUUUGUACUAUGAUAUUUUGCUUAAACAUUCAGAGGCAUUCUGUAAUAUAUAUCCACUUAUUUAUAAGCUCCCCGGGUUGUUAUUCCAUAUUGUAGAAUGCCUUUUUAUUUCAUUUUUUGUAAGUUUUCUGUUUUGUUCUGUCUAAUUAUUCUCCCAAGAUUCCAUUCUGCAGCUUUAUCUUACGGGAUAUGAAAGGUAACCCUUGGUUACCACCUCACUAAGUGAUUCAGUUCGUCUCAUUUUUGGCAGUUAAUUUGCAGGAGUAACUGACAGCUGACACACCAUACCAGAAACUGUGUAUAAAAUAUUGGCGUGUAAACAGAACAGACACUCUAAUGCACUCUGUGUCCUUUUUAUGUUGUUGACAAAGAAGCACCGUCAUAUGAUUCUUCAUAUAACCUUUUUUUUUUUCUACAGCAACAUUAAAAUUGUUUUUUCUUUUUUGCUAUAA
Bombina bombina (fire-bellied toad) is the source of this 5241-nucleotide messenger RNA. RefSeq names its product teashirt zinc finger homeobox 3 (gene TSHZ3). The record is from RefSeq and is a predicted model, not a curated record. Gene Ontology annotation, molecular function: DNA-binding transcription factor activity, RNA polymerase II-specific; DNA binding. Gene Ontology annotation, cellular component: nucleus. The transcript is spliced from 2 exons. Lineage: Eukaryota; Metazoa; Chordata; Amphibia; Anura; Bombinatoridae. The coding region runs from base 444 to 3680 and encodes 1078 amino acids. Gene Ontology annotation, biological process: regulation of transcription by RNA polymerase II.